Molecule: messenger RNA, 2011 nt
Organism: Cuculus canorus (common cuckoo)
Lineage: Eukaryota; Metazoa; Chordata; Aves; Cuculiformes; Cuculidae
Source: RefSeq, a predicted model, not a curated record
UCGGUCUGCCUGUCCAUCCGUCUGUCUGUCUCUGUGUCCAUCUGUCGGUCUUUCUGUCUGUCCAUGUGACCGUCUGUCCGUCCACGUUAUCUGUCUGUCCAUCUGUUUGUGUGUCCAUCUUUCUGUCCGUUUGUCCAUCCGUGUGUCCGUCUGUCUGUCAAUAUUUCCGUCCUUGUAUCUGUCCGUUUUUCUGUGUGUCCAUCUGUCUGUCCAUCUGUGUGUCCGUUUGUCCAUCUCUGUCCAUGUGUCUGUCUUUCCAUCUGUCUGUCUGUCUCCGUCUGUGUCCAUGUGUCUGUCCGUAUGUCUGUCCAUCCGUGUGUCUGUGUCCAUCUGUCCGUCCACGUGUGUCUGUCCACCUUUCUGUAUGUGUGUCCAUAUUUCUGUCCGUCUGUCCAUCCAUGUGUCCAUUGGUCAAUCUCUCUGUCCGUGUGUCUGUCUUUCCAUCUGUCUGUCUCCAUCUGUGUCCAUCCGUCUGUCUGUCCAUCUGUGUCCGUUUGUCCAUCUGUCCAUCCACCUGUGUGUGUCCAUCUUUCUGUCUGUUUAUCCGUAUGUCCAUCUGUCCAUCUCUGUGUCCAUUUGUCAGUCUCUCUGUCCAUGUGUCUCGUGUCCAUCUGACAGUUCUUCUGUCUCUCUGUGUCUGUCUGUCCAUCCAUCUGUCCGUUUGUCAAUCUUUCUGUCCAUGUGUCUGUCUGUCUUUCCAUCUGUCUCCGUCCGUCUGUCCAUCCGUCUGUGUCUCUCUGUGUCCAUCUGUUGGUACUUCUGUCUGUCUGUGUGUCUGUCUGUCCAUCUUUCUGUCCAUCUAUCCAUCUAUGUGUCCGUUUGUCUGUCCAUCUGUUUGUGUCCAUAUUUCUGUCCAUUUGUCCAUCCAUGUGUCCGUCUGUCCGUCAAUCUCUGUCCUAGUGUCUGUCCGUCUUUCUGUGUAUAUCUGUCCGUGUGCCUAUCCAUAUGUCUGUCCGUCUGUCCAUCCGUGUGUCCGUUUGUCCAUAGUCUGUGUGUCUCUGUGACCAUCUGUCCGUCCAUGUGUCUGUCUGUCCAUCUUUCUGUCUGUCUGUCCAUCUGUUUGUGUCCAUCUUUCUGUCUGUUUGUCCAUCCCUGUGUCCGUCUGUCCAUCUAUCCAUCCAUCCGGCAAUCUCUCUGUCCUUGUGUCUGUCCGUUUUUCUGUGCUUAUCUGUCCGUGUGUCCCUUUGUCAAUCUUUCCAUCUGUCUGUUUCUGUGUCCAUGUGUCCGUACAACUGUCCAUGUGCCUGUCCAUCCAUCCGUCUGUCCAUGUCUGUCUGUCCAUCUGUGUGUCCGUCUGUCAAUCUCUCCUUCCUGUGUCUGUGUCCAUCUGUGCGCCGAGGCCUCCUCCCGCCGUGCCGGAGCCGCCGCGGGGCCGCACCGCCGCCUCUCCGCGUACGACCGCGCAAUAAAGGUGUUCCUGAGCCACCGCGCUGUGGGCGCUGCCUCGGGGGGGGGUGGUGGGGGGCAGCAGCACUCACCGUCCGCACAGGGGACCGAUCCUCCUCCCUCGACGGCCGCCGGCCGCGACCUGGCCCGAGACACUCCCCGCGCACUGCCGGGGGUGGGGGGGCAUGGAGGGACCCGGCCCGCAGCACACGCGCCGUCACGUAUUUAUUACGGUGCGCGACAAAAUGAGCACCGCAAACCCGCGCCGCCCUCCCCGCGGGCACCGGCCCCGGACGCUGGGGGCGAGGGGGGUGCCGGCAGCGGCCGCGCUCACCGCUGCCGGGGCGCCUUCCCCAGGCCCUCCCGCUGCCCGUCACCCCCACAGCAGCGCAGACUCCGCUCCAAGCGAGCCGGGGGGCGGCGGCUCGGGCCGGGCCUGCAGGGAGCCGGGUACGGGUCACCGGGGGCUCUGUUCCCGCUGUGCCCCGCGGCCGCUUGGGCACAUCCUGGGGCCGCUCCACGUGGCGUUCCCAAGCAGCGCUCCCCAGCACAAGCUCAGGCCGGAACGCAGGCAGAUUCCGGUGACCGUAACCACCACGAAGCUGCUUCCCCUCCGACCUCUUAA